GAGCUGCCAUCGGGCGCCUCUUGGGAGAGGCUCUUGCUGUCACCUUCCCUGAGGGCAUCGUGACUGGAGGGAUCACCAAUCCCAUCAUGCCCGGAGGGUAUGCCCUGGCAGGGGCUGCGGCCUUCUCAGGGGCUGUGACCCACACCAUCUCCACGGCCCUGCUGGCCUUCGAGCUGACUGGCCAGAUAGUGCAUGCGCUGCCCGUGCUGAUGGCGGUGCUGGCAGCCAACGCCAUUGCACAGAGCUGCCAGCCCUCCCUCUAUGAAGGCACCAUCCUCAUUAAGAAGCUGCCAUACCUGCCACGGAUCCUCGGCCGCGACAUUGGCUCCCACUGCGUGAGGGUGGAGCACUUCAUGAACCGCAGAAUCACCAUGCUGGCCAAGGACAUGCCACUAGAGGAGGUGGUCAAGGUCGUGACCUCCACAGACGUAGCCGAGUAUCCCCUGGUGGAGAGCACAGAGUCCCAGAUCCUGGUGGGCAUCGUGCGAAGGCCCCAGCUGGUGCAGGCCCUCCAGGUUGAGCCUUCUUCCUGGGCUCCGGGACAUCAGGUGGGUACUCUUGAGGGACGUGGGGAUGGGGUGGGGGUCGGCCAGCAGGGCUGGGAGGGGAUGGGCCUGCUGAUCUCCUGA
Messenger RNA from Cebus imitator (Panamanian white-faced capuchin), 629 nucleotides. Its product is annotated as chloride channel protein ClC-Ka-like. Gene Ontology annotation, cellular component: membrane. The annotation marks the transcript as partial. NCBI's taxonomy places the organism in Eukaryota, Metazoa, Chordata, Mammalia, Primates, Cebidae. Gene Ontology annotation, biological process: transmembrane transport; chloride transport. The transcript has 4 exons. The record is from RefSeq and is a predicted model, not a curated record. Gene Ontology annotation, molecular function: voltage-gated chloride channel activity.